Molecule: messenger RNA, 2548 nt
Organism: Notolabrus celidotus (New Zealand spotty)
Lineage: Eukaryota; Metazoa; Chordata; Actinopteri; Labriformes; Labridae
Gene: letmd1
Product: LETM1 domain containing 1
Exons: 9
Coding region: 31-1149 (372 amino acids)
Biological process (GO): intracellular monoatomic cation homeostasis
Cellular component (GO): mitochondrial inner membrane
Molecular function (GO): ribosome binding
Source: RefSeq, a predicted model, not a curated record
GUCAUUACGGUAACCACGCAUCCUCUCCCCAUGUCAAACAUGGCGCUGUCCUGCUCCAACCUGUGUAGCCAUUUGUCUUUGAUCCGCCUGUGUGGUCUCAGGACAAACAUAAUAAAUAAUGGAGUAUACUCUCCAUACACGGCAUACCAGUCUGGGCUUCCCUUGUGUAGACACUAUUCAUCGUCCAAAGUUAGACGAGGUGUUGUUCGAUAUGUUUCUUCAAAGCUACAAAGAGUAAACACCAAAUAUGAAGCUUUCCUCAAAAGGCGAUUUCCUCGCUUUUUCCAGCUGUACCACACUUUUGUGGAAGUCUUCUACCGUCGUCUUAUUCCAGGAUUCAAGCUACUGUACCAAGACGGCAAAGCUGUGGGGAGGAUAAAAGCAAAGAUGGGCACCAUGGGAGUAAAGGCCAAGGAUUUGCCCUACAGGGAUAUGGAGAUGCUCCGUCAUUUUCGUAGAAACACGGUCAAGGCCGUUCCAUUGGUACUGCUCUCCAUUCCUCCCUUUGCCAACUACCUGGUCUUUGUCCUGAUGUACUUUUUCCCCCGCCAGCUCCUGGUCCCUUAUUUCUGGACUCCCAGCCAGAAGGUGGAGUUUCAGGGGAUUUACCAUUCCCUCAGGGCACAGCAUCACCUUCCUGUGCUCCAAGGGCUCGAGAGAACAAGUCACACGAUCAAAGACGGACAGCUGCAGGGACGGCUGAGGGACCUGUGUGCUAAAGUGCAAAAUGGAGUGACCCCCAAAGCGUCAGAAAUCCUUGCUGUUCGCAGCCUGUUUUCUGGCCCCCCUCUGGGUGUGAAGAGGAUGAGCACAGAUCACAUGAGGCACAUCAGCCCCUUGCUCUUUCUGACGCCCCGCCUCCCGGGUUUCCUGAUUGGCCGGCGGCUGAACAGCCACGCCCUGGAGCUGCUCCAGCUGGACCGGGCCCUCAUCAGGCUAGGCCCUCAGCAGCUGAGUGAGGCUGAGCUCAGACAGGCUUGUUUCGUUCGGGGGCUCAACUCUGGUAGACUUGAUGUUGACCAGUGCCGUGCGUGGUUAUCUCAGUGGCUCCAGGUGUCCUCUUCUUUGAAAGAUUCGGAGGUUUCCCUGCUUUUGCACAACCUUGUACUUCUCUCCGUCAACCACCCGAAAGGUUCCAGCGGACACUGACAGGAAGUCUGCAGCGGUCUGAUUCUGUGUUUUGUUGUCUUUUUUGUGCACUGGGCAGCACCACUUCCCAGGAGCUGUCAACAUCUCCCUUUAUUGCCAAAGAAAACACACGGCAAAACUGGUCUUUACAAGAUUUUGAGGUUUAGGAGGGACAAAAACCUGUCGACGAUCAAACUUGAACAGGUUUGCAGUACAAAGGAUGUUUUAGUUUAAGCUUUGAACAACGCAUAAAGUAAAUAUCUAGUUUAAGGACGUCUUUAUGAAAACAUGGUGAGCCUGCUGUGUUUAUCCAGGGUGGUGUGGUAGGAGAUUAAACUUCAUAAAAAAAGCACUAUAAGAGAGAUGUAUUUUGACUUAAAGAGUUCUCAUUCAGGCACUCAUAAGGGACUUGACAUUAUAAUGCACUGAACUAUAAUAAGCAGUGAUGUUAAGGUAAUAACAUGAUUACCAGUCACUGCAUCUCGAGCUGGUCUGUACAGCACAGACUGCUCAUUUGUUUACUUUUAAGCUAAGAUAUUAUUACACAGCUACAGAGCAAAGCAGGGAAACAAAGGGGGUUUUCUUUAGUAGCUCAGCAGCACAGUCUGCGUUGUAGAAAGCUAAAGCAGUUCAGACACAUUCCUUUCAUGAAUACAGGUGAAAUAGCUUUUAUGUGUUCAUUAUUUUUUACAUGUAUCAUAUCAAAGUCAAACUAUCUCCUUAUACGUUUACCUCACUUUGUGCUUCGCUCUUAAGGAUGAAUAAUGCAGGUCAUGACAGUGAUAUCCUGUGAAGGGAGGAUUUUAUCGCAGGAGAGGAAAAACUUUGUCAAAUGUGUAAAAAAUGGUUGAUGUGAAAAAAAAAAAAUUAGUAGACUGAACAAAAGCACCUUUAAAUUAUGUCAGUACUUCCUAAAUAUAUAAAAGAGAUAGAAAUAAAGCUAAAUUAUCGCUCAAUUGCAAAGACAUCAAGCUUCUGUAAGUGGUGAGAAGCUGAGUUUCUUGUAGGUUAGUAUCAUUUUGUUGUGCAGCUCAGUCUGAACAGAGUCGUGAUGGCACUUUAUCGUUUACUUGAUUAUUAUUUCUUUGGAAGCUUAAAAACACUUAACUCAUCGUGGUGGACCACACUCCCACACAGACUUAGUUACAAACCAUUUGCUUAUUCUGGGUAAACGCGAAGAGGAACUGCACAUCCCCUCUGCCGGUGUUUGGUGUUGUAAAGUGUAAAAUAGGAAACGUCAUUUACUCUGUGUGCCUUUUGCAUGGACGGCACAUUACAUCUACAUGAGUUCUGUUCUGUUAAUGAUUCAUUUUAAGUAUGUGAUGUUUUUCCUCAACAGGUUAAAAUGUUGUGUUGCUGUGCCAAUAUGAUAAAACAUUGUAUCAGAGCUGUGUCUGAAUUAAAUACCUUUUAUGAUGCA